This is a messenger RNA of Rhopilema esculentum, 1633 nucleotides long. RefSeq lists its product as uncharacterized. NCBI's taxonomy places the organism in Eukaryota, Metazoa, Cnidaria, Scyphozoa, Rhizostomeae, Rhizostomatidae. Gene Ontology annotation, cellular component: nucleus. Gene Ontology annotation, molecular function: DNA-binding transcription factor activity, RNA polymerase II-specific; RNA polymerase II transcription regulatory region sequence-specific DNA binding. The record is from RefSeq and is a predicted model, not a curated record. Gene Ontology annotation, biological process: embryo development; regulation of transcription by RNA polymerase II.
CAAUUCUUGAAAGACAAUAGACGUGUGCGGCUCAAAGGACGGGGGGAGCAAGCCGGCAAUAAAACCGCCAAAAACAUUGCGCGGUACAUCUAAAUAUAGGCUUAAUAUUUAUAAAAGCUUCCAGGAAACUAUUAAAGAAAACUCUGAUCCAUCUAAGGUCCAAAAUAAUACGAGGUUUUGCGUUUUGUGUCGAUUAAACGUUACUUUUUCAAUACUAUGAUGUUGCUAUCACUAUCCAGAUGCACCCCCUGGUAAUGCGAUAAUGGUCCAUCCAUCGAAUUCAGUAUAUCCCCCACCUGUUGCUCAAUUCAUUGUGCUUUACGGUGCCGAAAAAUCAGGUCAAGAUAAAAAGGCAGCGGACGUACUCGUAAACGGCAUAUUUUUCUGCCGAGAUUAGAGACAACAAGUCGAAAUCCAUUUUGGACACAGCUCCCAGCCAAUAGAUUUGAAAUCCGGCACGCGCCUCUAAUUAGUGAAGAGCUCUGCUGAAUCUCUCUGGCCGUUUCCAAAUCUCUGUACAUUGACCAUUAGAGAGACAACAUGCCACGAUCGUUUUUGAUCAAGAAAACUGAUUCACCUACUCAAGAGGUUCCUGAUGGCCAAUUGGUAGAUUCAGUAUACGAUGAAAAUGACAUCUUGUCGGAACAAGACAUUGCCAUGAAGAACCUCGUCAUUCACAACAACAAUUUCCUUCCAUAUUUGGCUGCAGCAGCCAGCGUUAUGCGACCGUUCCCAACAAACAUCGACCUAAAGAAAGACCUCUAUAAUGAAUUCUUCGUUCUUGAUGAUCCCAGUGUUUGGAAAUUGUACAAGGACAGACAACCAGGCUUGAGUCACAAUAAUGGGACACAUAUAAUUGAAGCUGACAUUAAAGUUGAGACUGAAAGCAGUGAUAAGGUGCCUUCAUCGAAAUCAGGAGAACUUUCACCAAAAAGCAGCGACGAAAACGAAAAGGUGUAUCAAUGUCAGUUUUGUAACAAAUCUUUCACUCGUUCAUGGAACUUUCAAAGGCAUGUGCUGAUCCACACAGGCAGGAAGCCACAUAAAUGUGACAAAUGUCCCAAAGCCUUCGUUUUGGCAGCACAUUUAAAAAUCCAUAACAGAAUACAUACUGGUGAAAAGCCUUAUAAAUGCAAUAUUUGCGGAAGAGGCUUUGCUCAAUUAACGAACUUACAGAGGCACGUUCUUACUCAUACUGGUGAAAAACCACACAAAUGUACUUACUGCGGUAAAGGAUUUGUUAGUUCAAGUGAUCUACGCAGGCAUGUUCGUAUCCAUACUGGCGAAAAACCCUAUCAGUGUAAAAUAUGCUCCAAGGCAUUUACUACAUCUGGAAACUUACAGAGUCAUGUUUUGACCCACACUGGCGAAAAACCUUACCAAUGUGACAUUUGUAACUGGAAGUUUAUCUCGUCGAGCAACCUGAGAACACACCUCAGGACUCAUCAUUUUAGAGAAGACAUGGACACAUCUGAUGAAUAACUUGUAAAUAAAUUAAAUACUGCUUUUAAAUAGCUAGUUUCAGUUUCGAAUUUUGUCAAAUGAAAUUCGUUUCAUUAUUUUUGUUGCUAAAGCUAUAUUUUGUACUAAGGAAUUUAUGGUUAAUAUUCAAAUUAUGAACUUUGAAGAAGAA